GACUGCCGUGAACGUUUGUGGGUGUUUUGAGCGGAGGAUGGCGUUAUGAGGUCAGGGGUUCGUGGGUGUUAAAUUGCUAAGUUGAAAUCCGGGUACAUCGGCUGCUAAAUAAAAUAUUUAAAUUCUUGAUAAUAUCUUUGUUACGUGACUUGAGAUGGUCGCACAAUCUGGAUUGGGGGAUAGUCGUAAAGCACAUACCGGUGCUUACAAAGACAAAAGUAAACCCGCAGAGAUUCGUAGCAGCAACAUCAAUGCAGCGAAAGCAAUUGCGGCGUUGCGUGUUACAUCACCGCGGGGUGAGGGGCGGGGUGUUGACNNNGGCAAUGGAGAAGUGACAAUCACCAAUGAUGGAGCAACAAUUCUGAAACAGAUUAGUGUCACACAUCCAGCAGCAAAAAUGUUGGUUGAGCUGUCAAAAGCUCAGGACAUUGAGGCAGGAGAUGGAACAACCAGUGUUGUGGUGGUUGCGGGCAGUCUCUUGGAAGCUGCAGAAAAACUGCUUCAGCGGGGCAUUCAUCCCACUAUCAUCUCAGAUGCAUUCCAGCGUGCAGCUGCAAAGGCUGUGGAGAUCCUUGCUGGAAUGUCCAGACCCAUUGAACUGACAGAUAAAGAGAGUCUCAUCAAGAGUGCUUCCACUGCACUAAAUUCCAAGGUGGUCUCUCAGCAGUCCAGUUUGCUGGCUCCAUUAGCAGUUGAGGCUGUUCUAAAGGUCAUUGAUCCAGCAAAGGACAAAAAUGUGGACUUAAAGGACAUUAGAAUCAUCAAGAAGCUUGGUGGCACUGUGGAGGACACAGAGUUGGUUGAUGGGCUUGUGUUUACACAGAGAACUGCAAAUGUGAAUGGACCCAGGAGGGUUGAGAAGGCCAAGAUUGGACUCAUACAGUUCUGCAUUUCCCCUCCCAAGACAGACAUGGACCACAGUGUGAUUGUGUCAGACUAUGCAGCUAUGGACCGUGUGCUGAAGGAGGAGCGGGCAUACAUCUUGAACAUCGUGAAGCAAAUCAAGAAAUCUGGCUGCAAUGUGUUGCUGGUGCAGAAGUCUAUACUCAGGGAUGCGCUCAGUGAUUUGGCGAUUCACUUCCUGGACAAAAUAAAAGUGAUGGUAGUGAAAGACAUUGAGAGAGAAGACAUAGAAUUCAUUACCAAGACUCUAGGUUGUCGGCCUAUUGCAAGUUUGGACCACUUCCUGCCAGAACAUCUUGCUAAUGCUGAAUUAGUGGAGCAGGUGCAAACAGGGAACAGCAAGUUUGUGAAGGUGACAGGAAUACAGAAUUCAGGUCGCACUGUGACCAUUCUUCUCCGCGGUAGCAACAAGUUGGUGCUUGAGGAGGCCGAUCGAUCCCUGCACGAUGCUCUGUGUGUGGUGCGGUGUCUUGUCAAACAGAGGGCACUGAUUGCGGGGGGUGGUGCUCCAGAAACAGAACUUGGGCUGAAGCUUGCACAUUAUGCACAGACCAUUACUGGAGUGGAUGCCUACUGCUUCAGGUUAGUCUUUUCUAUAGAAUUUAGAAGUCUCCAACAAACAAUGACACAGGGCAGCAACAUCUUUAUUUUAGUUUGGAAGAAUUUUUCUUGUAAUAAUUUUUGUUUUCAGGGAGCAAUAACUAAUAUUCUAGAAGAGAAUGUAGUUCAGCCAUUGCUGGUUUCAACUAGUGCCAUCACCCUAGCAUCUGAAACUGUUCGCAGCAUCCUCAAAAUUGAUGAUAUUGUUAAUACGGUGCAGUAGACUACAUCUGGCAGAGCAAUUUUAGGAGUAACACCUGCUUACUAGAGCAAAAUCAAUGAAACUAAUAUAACCUCCACUCUCAAGUAUCUCUGUUUCAAUGUAAUGAAAAUUAAUGGAACUAAAAUUGUCUUUGUUGCUUAUGUAGUUAUUCCACAUACUCCAAAUAAAAAGGUGCAACUUUUUAUUUA
This is a messenger RNA of Cryptotermes secundus, 1914 nucleotides long. It is a transcript of the gene CCT4, whose product is annotated as T-complex protein 1 subunit delta. The record is from RefSeq and is a predicted model, not a curated record. The transcript is spliced from 15 exons. Gene Ontology annotation, molecular function: ATP-dependent protein folding chaperone; ATP binding; ATP hydrolysis activity. Bases 155 to 1726 code for a protein of 523 amino acids. Gene Ontology annotation, cellular component: chaperonin-containing T-complex. NCBI's taxonomy places the organism in Eukaryota, Metazoa, Arthropoda, Insecta, Blattodea, Kalotermitidae. Gene Ontology annotation, biological process: protein folding.